UAUCUGCUGCGUAUUACUGUUUAACAUUUAUGUUUAAUAUAUAAAAAAACAUGUAGUUGAAAACGUUUUGUCAAAAUAUAUCAUAAAAUACAUUAUGAAUGAACGUAAAUGAAUAAUACAUAUACAUAUAUUGAUACUUAUCAAAAAUAAAUUUUGAUUUAUUUUAUAAUUGUAUUCUGAAGUGACAGUAUUUCUUUCGAAGUUCGUAUUAUAUUUUGACAAUAAUUAUUUCAUAUUUAAUAUAAUUUUUUACCAGAUUUAAAUAAAUAACAGAUUAUAUUUAUAACGUUAUUAGGUUAUCAAUGCAACAUAAAUUUGUUAAAUUUUAUAUAUGAAGAAGAUUUUGAUAAAUGAUGCAAAUGAUUAAUUAAUUAAAUUAUUAACAUAAUAUAUGAUAAAAAUUAUGUAGAUAAAAUGGUUGCGAGUACAGCAACUGAUAUGACUAGAUCCAUAUAUCAUGAAAGACAAGUGAAAGAGCUUUGCGCAUUACAUGCAUUAAAUAAUUUAUUUCAAGAAAGACGAUUUAGUAAACAAGAAUUAGAUCAAAUUUGUUAUAGCUUAAGUCCAGAUGUGUGGAUUAAUCCUCAUAAAUCAUUAUUAGGUCUUGGUAAUUAUGAUAUUAAUGUUAUUAUGGCAGCAUUACAACGAAGAGGACAUGAAGCAGUUUGGUUUGAUAAACGCAGGAAUUUUUUCAGAGAUCCCAAAUGUCUAUGUUUAGAUAAUAUUGAAGGUUUUAUAUUAAAUGUACCUACAGAAUAUAAAUUGGGAUUUGUAUUACUUCCUUUGAAAAGACGACACUGGAUUGCCCUGAAGAAAAUUCAUGGUGCCUUUUAUAAUCUUGAUUCAAAACUUGAUUCUCCUCAACUUAUUGGAAAGGAAAAUGAUUUGCUUAGAUAUCUAAAGGACCAAAUAGAUAGUAAAGAAAAGGAAUUAUUUCUUGUCGUAUCAAAAGAAAUAGAUAAUAAUCAAGGAUGGUUAAUAAAUACAUAUGUAAAUAAAGAAGGAAUUAAUGCAAAUCACAAUACUGAUAUCAGGUAUAUUGAAGAUGGAUAUACAAGAAUUGAUUUGAAAAAAGAAGAGUCCACAGAAAUGAAUAAAAAUGAAAAAUCAUUAUAUGAUAAAAAUUCUAGGUAAUUAAAGUUUUUUCUAAUUUAGUUAAACUAUGUAUCAUUUUCAAUGCUUCAGGCCAAAAUAAAUUAAAAAUUGAAGUGACAA
Messenger RNA from Apis mellifera (honey bee), 1215 nucleotides. RefSeq names its product josephin-2 (gene Josd). The coding region runs from base 415 to 1134 and encodes 239 amino acids. Gene Ontology annotation, biological process: protein deubiquitination. The transcript is spliced from 4 exons. Lineage: Eukaryota; Metazoa; Arthropoda; Insecta; Hymenoptera; Apidae. Gene Ontology annotation, molecular function: cysteine-type deubiquitinase activity. The record is from RefSeq and is a predicted model, not a curated record.